UUGUUUUUUUGAUCCGGAUAUAAUUCUCAUGUCGAAAAGAAACUUACGUAAAAGUGUACAUAUAAAAUUUCAAAUAAACUAAUUUGUAGAUUAUAUAGCUGGUAAAAAAUAUGUUUUUCGAUAUAAUAAAAAUUUGUAUUAUAAUAUAAUCUAACAACCCCGCGCUUUCCAAGCACGGGUCAAAAUCUAGUUAGUGUUAAAUGUGAUCGUUUUCUAAAUGUUCUAAUGUAUUCUUUGUUCAUAUGAACAUAGUAUAAAUAUCAAUAUGUAACAUCGAAUCUUUCAUAUUAACCAUAUACAUGUAACAUAAGUAUUAUAUAGUUGUAAAUAUAAUAUCAAUUUAAUAUUAAUGUUAAUGCCCGCACAUGCGUGCGGGAGGUCCACCUAGAUCAUCUUUAUUUUAGAUUUCAUGACAAUUCUUCCUUUUUUUUUAUAUGAUAAAAAUGUUUUCAAAUUAAAAGAAAUUUGAAUUAGCCUCAUGGCUAAAAAAAAUGAUUUUAAGUAAACUGAAUCAAGUGAUUCAGCAAAUGGUAGUAUAAGUGAAUCUCCAUCAUCACUUGUGUCGCCAUUCAACCGAUCAUUUAUCAAGGAAGCCAUAAGCGCUAGGUUUAAAUUAUCUAGUGUGAAGGUUUCACGAGGGUGUUUGCCAAUGAUUCCACAGCCUAGGGUCGUACUAGAUUGUGUAGAGCAUUUGGGUCAAGCGUAACAUACACAUAUCAUGUGGUAUCAGAGCAAAUAUCUGGAAUCAGUAUUAUCUUUUCAUCUUUACUUUUUUUCCCAUCAUCAUCUACUUUUGUGUUUCUUUUCUUUUCAAGAAAAACAGUUUAAAAAAAAAAAAGCCAAUAAAAUAGAGUACAUUGAAAAAGAGAGAAAAUAGACAAUAUCAAUAAAGUCUGGUUCAGUUUCUAAAGUUUUAUCAUUUCUUUACUUUCUAUCUUUGUUUUCUACUUGGAUCAUUUGUGUUUUGGGUGGUCAAGGACUAACAUUGGAUUUGAUCAAAAAAAUCUGGUUCAGUCACAAUCCAACACAGGCACCCCUUCAUUAAACUCAAUUACAACCAACAAGAAAAUGCAAAGUAUUGGAUUUGACAGAUUUUGAGUAUGUUUCAAUGAGCUUAGAAGCAGAAGGCAAAACUUUACUAUGUGCUAUUCAACUUUGUUAGACUUUAGGAUAGAAACACAUUAUUUUUAUACGCAACUAACAAACUUUGGUACAUGUCGUAGAAACCCUUCAACCGGAUUCUCUUCAUCAAACAUAUGAUCUCUGGUAUUCAGUUUUGGGAUAAUAAAUAUACAUCACUUACAUAUAAUUUUGUGGCUCAUGUUUUAGCUUAAAAGAAACCUCCAAAUGGUGUAUUUGAUUAUAUGAUUGUAUUUAUCCACUAAUAUGGUUAACUCCAUCUUUUAAUUCAGACUUGCAACUUUCGAGUUAAAAACACACACAUUUGACAAAAGAAAAAUAUCCGCGGGCUUACGAUGGUGGGCCUUCCCGUGGACUUAAAAGUGGGAUUUCAUUGAAUGUGCUUUUGGAUGCUGGACCAGACUACGUUUUCAACCCUUUCCAAUAUUCUGUAGUCGGCCCAUAAAAAUUGUUUUGUUUCUCGAACAUGAAAAAUGUAAAAGGAUCAAUGUGGUACGUGCGAUCCAUGUGGAUCUCUGUGGUCAUAGUUGUUGAAACGGAGACGGAAGGAUUUAAGCAUGGAAGGGAAGUGAAUACAUCCAAAUUCUACGCGCGUUGAAUCUAUGCUUGCUUUGUGUCUUCUUUAUUUACCGUUAAAAACCUUACGGAACCCAAUUGAACACGUCUUACGUGUGACCUAACUCCUCAAAAGACUACACACAACCCUACAUUUUGUUUUUGUUGCUAUUCUUAUAAUAUACAAAGAAAAUGAUUACAUAAUAAAAGGAAGAUAUUUAUCAAAAACAUUAAAAAAAACGUAGGAAAACGACAAUGAAAAGUGCGAAUGUUUGCUUUUGUUUCAUGUUAGAUACUGCCUAACUGCGUAAUCUUGAUAACGAGACUCCAAGAGAGAAUCAAAACCUCAAGCAAAAUAGUUCAAUUAUUUAUGAGGAGCUUCGUUAUAAAAUAUUUUUGUUUCUUUAACAAACAAUAGAAAUAAAAAUCAAACUAUUAUUUCAUAGAUUGCGAAUAACAGUCAGGUCAGGUUCAAAUGCAUGGAGUAUGCUGUAACACCCAUCAUUUGCUUUUUCUUUUCCUAAUAUCUUUAAUCAACAACUAUUUCUAAGUUCAUUGUUUAGAUUAAAUCUUCAAAGCAUAAACGGCUUAGAAUAUAAAGCUUCCGGGAGUUCCACUAGAACAUGACUUAUUUAUAAAGGAUUCUGCCAAUUCACUUACCAUCUGAUUCGAUUAGAUGCGGCUCCGCUUUGAUAAUAUGUUAAAUUUGGGUUUAUCAUGAAUGUCUGACUUUAAAAUAAUUUUAAAAUAAUGAAUAUUCUCUCCAACAUCCAUUCUCGAGAUAAUAGUGCGUAUAAUCAUUAAUUUCGACAUAAUCUGUUAUACUCCUCUGAGAUAAUAUUAUUUUUAGUUAUCGAAGUGGAAUUGAGCUUUCCUUGGACUAUCAGUUGGUGUGAUGAUCGGACCAAUUUUGAGGUCAGAUUAAUAGUCAGAAUGCGUUCUAAUACAAUGUUAAGUUUUUGGGCUUCUAACUUAAAAUCAAUCGGUGAUAAACAAAUAAGCCUAAAUCCCUUAUAUAUUACUUAAGUCUAGAGGUGAGCAAAAAAAAAACAAACUCAAAAAUCUGAACCAAUCCAAUCCGAUAAAAGACAAAUCCAAACCAAAGUGAACCCGACAUAAUAUCCAAAUAGAUCUUGUUCUACGGCAUUUUGGGUUUUGAGUUUUACCCGAAUCGAUCCCAAGUCGAACCCAAAUCGAAACGGAUUUCUAGAAAAACCCGAAAAUUUUCAAAACCCCAAAAAAAUAGCAUACCACUUUGAAUAAGUACUCUAAUAAGUAUAUAUAACAUGAAAAUAACUUCAAUAUUUAGUUUAAUGUAUAUUUUUGAUAAUUAGUAAAAUAUUGAAUAUUUUAUGUUUUAAGAAUUGCAUUUAAAAUUUGAUUAUAAUUAAGUUUUCUUCAAAAGUUUCAAAACUAUUUUAAUUUUAAAUAAUGUUUAUUACGGUUAUAGUUCUUAGUUGUUAGUUUUAAAUUGUUUAUGUUUCUCUCUUCUUAACAACCACUUUUAAUCAUGCCAUCAAUCCUUUGUCAAUAUAAAUUGUUUAAAUUUUUGAAAUUUGUGAACUUAAAUAUGUAUUUCUAAUCAAAGUAUUUGGAUAAUUAAAACAUGAACUAGAAUCAAACCGAAUUUAAAACAAAGUCAACUGGCUUUUUAAGUAUUACUCUAUCUGAACUGACAUUUAACCGAAGUUUAUAAUAUUCGAAUGAGACUAAAUUUGUGCUCUCAAUAAACUCGAAUCCAAAUUGAUCCCAAAUACUCGAAACUCAUGUCUACGUAAGUCUAUUUUGUAUUUCUAAUGUGUGACUUUCUCUUUAACAGAAAAAAUUAUAUAAUGUAGUUAAAUGAUUUCGGAUUUUUUUUUGUCAACAUAUUAAUUGUUUAUAAUGUUUUAUAAGUUGAUUUGGUACUAAGAGCAUCGGUAUCGGGGGCCCUUAGGCCCGUCCCGUACGUUUAAAUGGGUUGAAUUUAAAUGAAAAAGAAAUUAAAAGAGAGUGGGACGGGCCUUAAGUAAGGGCUGUUCGGGCUCGUCCCGUUGACGACGUGGCAGCACGCGAGUGGCUGUCUCCAUCUGUGUUGUUCGCGUGUUCUUCUCCUCGAGGACUCCGAAAUCCUAAAUUAAAAAAAAAAAUUCGAAAGCUCGAAGGCGAUUGCGAUGGCGAUGGCGAAGCCUUGAUCUCCAAAUCCAUCUCUUCAAAUCGAAAGGCAACCCUGCGUCUUCUCUCUUUCACUGGAGUUGGAGAUCGGUAUUAUCUUCGCUGGCGAGGUCGCAGAUUCCGGCGUCGUUUCAUCCCCCGAUCCUUCUCCAAAGCCCAAUCCACAUCGGUUCGCUUCCGUUCCAAAACGACGAGAAGCAAUCCUCCCCAAAACCAUUGAGAAUCGUCCCAAUCUUAACAAGGUUAAGUUAAAAUGGGACAUUACAGCUAUACGCAGCCAUCAGAAGAGGAGGAUUUAUUUGGAAACAAUGAGGACAGUGACUACAGCGAGACGGAUGAUCUCAUACGACGUGACCAAGCUGAGUUAAGCUUGGAACGUACUCAACAAGUUGACUACCCUCCGCAACCGGAGGUAGAGUUUGGUUUUCCGCAGGUUUGCUAUUGUGGUGCUACGCCACUGCUAGCAACGUCUAACAACAGGCAAGAUCAAGGCAGAAGAUUUUUCACUUGUGCGAACAAAGACGACGGCGAAUGCCAUGUCUACAAAUGGUGGGAUGAGGCGCUGAUGGAGGAGAUGAGAGCCAGAGAUAUCCACGUGCUUCAGCUAGGUGAAAAGGUAGAAAGCCUAACCCUUUUGAGUGACUAUGACACAGAGCAGAAGAUACGAAACCUAGAGAAGAUUGUGGGUGAUAUGGCUAAGGAGAAAUCUUCUUUUAGUCAUGGGUUUGAGUGCUUUGUAAUAGGCAUAGUUGUUCUUGUUGUUGUAAUAGGCUUGGUUGUUAUGUUUGGAUAAUUUUAACUUCUCUAACCGGCAUGGUUUGGGUUUUUACCGGAUGUUAAGGAUAUGGUUUUGUACUCUUUAAUAUAACGCAUAAGUUUGUUUAAUUGUGCUCAAAUAGAAUGGCUGACAAUAACUAACAUGAUCGAGUUUCUUAUUUGUAACAUAACUCAUUUGUAAAUUAGAAUGGCUGACAACUAGAAUGAAAGCUGACAACUAGAAUGGUUUAUUUGUGCUCGUGACCAAAUAGCACAAAACUACCACAUGUUUAUUUCAUUUAUAACCAUAAGUCACAAGUUGAGAUUCUUUGUACCAAUAAGUGAGUUGAUAAGUCACAUGUUUAUUUUGCUUUCUACCAAUAAGUCACAAGAUGUACUAAAGAGUUAAUAUCAAUAUUCAUUCACGGGAGGAUUCGUAGACACUUCUUCUUUAUCAUAUAAGUAUUGACACUUCUUCUCUCAUCUUCUCUAAAAUUCUAAACACUUUUUUAUCUUUUGUUAAAAUUUUCUAUGGCUUCUUCUUCACAUUAUCAUUACCACAAAGAUAAUGAUGAUGAAUUAGAUGACAUAUUUGAAGAUUUAUGUGAAGAAUAUAUUGAUUUCAAUCCACAACCAAAAGAGCGAAAAACACAAGUUUUUAUCGAGAGACACCGGGAGGAAGGCCAUCAGAAGCUCUAGAAUGAUUAUUUUAGCGAGACUCCAACAUACCCGCACAAUAUAUUCCGGCGACGGUUUCGAAUGAACAAGGCAUUAUUCUUGCGUAUUGUGCAUCGUCUGUCUACAGAAGUUGAGUACUUUAAACCCAGAGUAGAUGCAACCGGACGGUCGAGUCUAACUCCGCUGCAAAAAUGUACCGCAGCAAUACGUCAAUUGGCGUAUGGUGGUGGGUCUGACACAGUUGACGAAUAUGUCCGAAUUGGAGAAACAACAGCUCGAAGAAGUUUGCACAAUUUUGCCGCGGGAAUAAUCGACUUGUUUGGCGAUGAAUACCUAAGACGUCCCACACCAGAGGAUCUGCAAAGACUACUAUAUAUUGGAGAACAACGUGGGUUUCCAGGGAUGAUUGGAAGCAUCGACUGUAUGCAUUGGGAGUGGAAGAAUUGCCCCACGGCUUGGAAAUGAAUGUAUUCACGAGGAACCGAUAAACCAACGAUUGUCUUGGAGGCGGUAGCUUCAUAUGACCUUUGGAUUUGACACGCGUUUUUUGGAGCUCCAGGUACUAUGAACGAUCUUAAUAUUCUCGAUCGAUCACCCGUUUUUGAUGACAUUAUUAACGGAAUAGCAUCACAAGUUAACUUCCAUGUUAAUGGUAAUCCAUACAAUUUGGCAUAUUAUCUCACCGACGGUAUUUAUCCGAAAUGGGCUACUUUUAUUCAAUCUAUCCGACUACCACAAGGUCAGAAGCAUUCAUUAUUUGCUCAAACCCAAGAAGCUGUGCGAAAAGAUGUCGAGCGUGCAUUCGGAGUCCUACAAGCUAGGUUUGCCGUUGUUAGAAAUCUAUCUAAUAUUUGGGAUAAAGAAAAAAUAGGAAAUAUUAUGAGAGCAUGUAUCAUACUUCAUAAUAUGAUUGUCGAAGAUGAAAAAUCAUCAGGAACUCAGGACAACGGUCGUGAAUUUGAAGAAAGAGAAGACGUGGCUACAUUUUCUGUCAAUAUGCCUUCACCUAUCGUGAGUACAAUUGAGCGUCGCACGAGCGUUCGGAAUAGACAAGUCCAUGAGCAUUUAAAAAAUGAUUUGAUUGAAAAUAUUUGGACUAAAUUUGGACAUCUUACCCAUAACAUAUAAUUUAUAAGUUUCUAUUUGUAUUGGAAUAAAUGUUUGUGUGUUUUUUUUAAUAAUUAUGAUGUUUUGUAUUUCUAUUUUACAACUUUAUAAUUUUCUUAAGAUUUCAAUUUUAAUGUUAAACUUUUUUAAAAUAUAUUUCAUUUACAACUUCUUUUUAUAUGUUAUACAUUAUGAAAAUAAUAAAUUAAUUAAAUAAUAACCUAAGGGACCAGGAAAGUCCCACUAAUAAUCUACCAAAUUGUUUAAUGUCCUUAGUUUAGGUCCCUUAACAUAUAACCUUAAUA
Brassica rapa (field mustard) is the source of this 6695-nucleotide messenger RNA. RefSeq lists its product as uncharacterized. NCBI's taxonomy places the organism in Eukaryota, Viridiplantae, Streptophyta, Magnoliopsida, Brassicales, Brassicaceae. Gene Ontology annotation, molecular function: zinc ion binding. The record is from RefSeq and is a predicted model, not a curated record.